CCUUUGGACUUAUGCAGUCUAUAUAUUUUCACUCUCUCGAGUUCUUUCCUUUCAAUGGCGUAACCACAGAAGUCUUCCGUUUUCUUUCUUGCUUUAUUUCUAUCCAGUACCCAAACUCAACUCAAGCACAGUUGUUUAAAUUUUCGAUAUCACCCGCCCCUACUGAAAACAUCUGAAGAUGGUGAUUCUGAUACUGAUAAGGAUAUUUGUAGUUUCAACAAUUUUGACUAAAAUAAUAAGAUUCAUUUGGGCUUUAAUUGUCGCCCGGUUUGACAGAAAGAAGGCCGUAGGGUUCUUUCACCCUUACACCAACGACGGCGGAGGUGGAGAAAGAGUUCUGUGGUGUGCAGUUAAAGCUAUUCAAGAAGAACGCCCUGAUCUUGAUUGUGUUAUCUACACCGGCGAUCAUGAUGCUUCUCCUGACAGCCUCAUCCUCCGCGCCGUCGAUCGGUUUGGUGUUAAGUUGCUUUCUCCUCCCAAGGUCGUGCACUUACAAGAAAGGAAAUGGAUCGAAGAAACAACAUAUCCUCGCUUCACCAUGAUUGGUCAAAGUUUUGGUUCAAUCUACCUUUCAUACGAAGCCUUGACCAAAUUUGUUCCAUUAUACUAUUUGGAUACAAGUGGAUAUGCCUUUACCUAUCCACUCGCCCGACUUUUUGGUUGCAAAGUCAUCUGCUACACACAUUACCCAACAAUCAGCUUAGAUAUGCUUUCUCGUGUUCAUUCAAGGAGUUCCAUGUAUAAUAAUGACACCGUUGUUGCUAAAAGUGUACUGCUAUCACAGUUGAAAGUUGUAUAUUACAAAGUUUUUAGCUGGAUGUAUGGCUUUGUUGGUUCUUGUGCAAAUCUUGCAAUGGUAAACUCUUCAUGGACACAAUCGCAUAUUGAAAAGCUUUGGAGAAUUCCAAAUCGUACUAAACGAGUUUAUCCUCCUUGUGAUACAACUGGAUUGCAGGAACUUCCACUGGAAAGAGAAACAACACCACCUAAAAUCAUUUCAGUGGCUCAAUUUCGACCAGAGAAGGCACAUGCUGUUCAGCUUCAGGCUUUUGCACUUUGCAUCAAGAAACUGAAUGUGGAGACUCCUAGACCUAAACUCCAGGUUGUUGGUAGCUGUAGAAACGAUGCUGAUGAAACAAGAUUGCAGAAUUUGAAAGAUUUAGCUAUUGAACUCAUGAUAGAAGAGGAUGUAGAAUUCCAUAAGAACGUGUCCUACAGGGAGUUAGUAAGGCUAUUGGGUGGUGCAACUGCAGGGAUUCAUUCAAUGAUUGAUGAACAUUUUGGCAUUAGUGUUGUAGAGUACAUGGCUGCAGGAGCCAUUCCCAUUGCUCAUAAUUCAGCUGGCCCAAAGAUGGACAUUGUGUUACCUGAAGAAGAGAAGCAAACGGGGUUUCUUGCUGAGACUGUGGAAGAAUAUGCAGAUGCGAUUUUGGAGAUUUUAAGGAUGUCUGAAUCUGAAAAACAUGGCAUGGCUGCAGCUGCCAGAAGACGAGCUGGCAGCUUCUCAGAGCAGAGAUUUUAUCGUGAUUUUAAAGCUGCAAUUAGACCCAUUCUAAACCAAUGAGCUUCUUUCUAAGGAGAGAUGAAACAUAUAAAAACUAACAUACAACAUCAGGAUUUCCCUUUACUCGGAGUUUUGUUUGAUUUGAUCUGAUUUUGUUUCUUUUAUUUUUGUUAAAACAAAUGGAAGUUGGAUGCUGUUGUGGGAAAAUAUCCAAGUGCCAUGUCUUAUGUCUAUAUCAGUAAAAAGACAAAGUAUGUUGCUAGUUGCUGAAAUAGAAUAGUUUUGUCAAAUACAUAUUCUAGAGUCAACGUAAGAUAAUUGAUUGCUUUUGAAGCGAAUUAAUUUAUAGAUGGAAAAUUAAUACUUUUAUGAAUUUUCUAAAUUUAAUUAUUUUAAUCUUAAAGAAAAAAAAAACGUGAAUACAAACCCGAUGUUUUAUACUUUUUAUUACCUUGUUACCACAGGUGCUUCAUUUACAAGUGAAUGAUUUAUGGUGAAACACUUUUAUAAUAUUCUAUCAUUUUUAAAGAUAUGUAAGGUGUGAUCAUUUUGCAUACAAUCCUGUGGAUUUGUAGGUGGGAGACUAGUAUGGUACCAACACUUCUGAGACAGUGAUAUCCAUCACGGCGAAAGGUGAAAGGUGUUUGCGUUGGCAUUCUAGAACACCCUAAUUGCACUUUCGAUACAUAGAUGAUGGUCGAUGGUUCACAUUUUACCUUAUGAUAAUUGGAGCAUUUGUUUAUUUAGACAUGUUUUGUGUUGCUUUUCAGACAAAUAUUGCUUCUAACCGUCACUUCUUAUGGUGUGUAGAGAACCCUUAGGUAGUGUUUGGUGCAUGAGACUGGAGAACGACAGACUUUCAAAUGAUGUUUGGCAUUGAUGGAACAAGAACAAAAGUAGUUGUUGACCAAGUCAAAUGGGACUAUUUUAUUAAAUUUUAAUCCCACCAAAAAAGGUUGAACAAAGUGGACUAUUCUACAAUCGCCUUUUAUUUUUGUUUAUUUCUUAUGUUUUUCAUUGUUUUUCCAAGUGACUUCAAGUUGCAGAGAAUAAUUCAUUAAUAGCAAUGAAUACAACAUCAAUUUCAUUGAUGCUUCCUAUGUCCUUAAAUUUUAUUAUUUUAAUCUUAUUUCUUUUUUGAGAUUAUAGAUUAUUAUCUUCGAC
Lactuca saligna is the source of this 2668-nucleotide messenger RNA. NCBI's taxonomy places the organism in Eukaryota, Viridiplantae, Streptophyta, Magnoliopsida, Asterales, Asteraceae. The record is from the annotation of a GenBank genome assembly.